UGUCGAUCUUGCAUUUGCUGUUCGUCUCUCAAUUCCCUUAAUGCGAUUACGGAAGGUUUUAAGUUGAGGGGAUAGCGAUUCAAAGGUCCAAGGCGAAUCAAUGGCUGCAGCAGCUUCGAUUUCCCUUUCUUCAUCACUCUGCUGUCACUGCUCCACCAUCUGCCAUGUUCGUGCUUCUACUCGAUCGAAAAAUGCAUACGCUGCUCGAGGAUUAGCAACGGUCUUUGAAACCGGUUCUCCUCUAUCGAUUCAGAAAUCCUUUUGGCGGAGGAGCAAUUGCACUAACACUAGCACUGCAAGCAAAUCGAAAGCAGUCUCAAUAAGAUGCGAGCAGAGCAGCAAGGAAAGCGGCAGCAACAACAGUGGAUUCGAUGUUUGGGUUGGGCGAGUGGCUAUGGUGAGUUUUGGUGUUGCUAUCAGUGUUGAAAUUGCGACUGGCAAAGGACUCCUAGAGAAUUUUGGAUUCACCACACCUUUGCCAACUGUGGCCUUGGCAGCAACCACCUUAGCAGGAGUUUUGGUUGCUGUCUUCAUCUUCCAAUCUGCAUCAAAAACCUGAAAUUUUCUAUUCUCAUUAAUAUUUUUUUUCAUCCCUUGUAUAACAACAUUAGCAAAAAAUUAUCACCAGUCUACUAUUAUUUUGUGUUAUCCAUACUAAAAAAGAAAAAGAAAACAAAAUGAAUGAAGUAAUGAUAGUGGUUGUUUGGCUUAAUGGAACUAUAACCAUUCUCUCCUA
This is a messenger RNA of Andrographis paniculata, 736 nucleotides long. RefSeq names its product stress enhanced protein 1, chloroplastic-like. The coding region runs from base 101 to 559 and encodes 152 amino acids. The transcript has 4 exons. The record is from RefSeq and is a predicted model, not a curated record. Lineage: Eukaryota; Viridiplantae; Streptophyta; Magnoliopsida; Lamiales; Acanthaceae.